ACAUAAAAAUCGAAUCCCACCACCAUUACCUUUCCUUUUUGCUUAAUAGAAAAGGAUUCUUCUUCCUCCAUCCACAUAAUAGAAUAACACUCUCUUUGUUGACGUCUCACCUUCUCCUCAUCCUCCCCCUCGUAAUUUUGGUUUCUCUAACCUCGUAAUGUAAUUGACACUAUGGAGUCGAUUUCUCCGGUGACGAAUCAAACCUCUGUUGAUUACGAUCAACCACGGCGUAAACAACGUAAGAAGAAGAAAGCUUAUUCGUCGCAACCACAACCACCGUCUCAAUCAUCUGUUGAGAAAUGGAGAUCGGAGAAGCAACAACAAAUCUACUCUACUAAUAUCAUUCAAUCUUUAAGGGAGCUCCGGAUUAGCUCAGCCGCCAAACCGUCGUCGUCUACGUCUCCUCGCGGCAGAGGUGGUGUAGCCGUACGAGACACUGCUUAUAGAUCACUGGCGGUUACGGCGAGAGGAAGAACACUGUGGAGCAGAGCUAUAUUGUCUAAAGCCGUGAAGCUCAAGUUCAGGAAACAGAACCGGUCGAGAGAUUCGAUAACCACCGGGAAUGUUUAUAACCGGUUAAGCAAAAAAAGAGCGACGGUUAUGAGGUUGAAGGGGAAAGGUAGGCCAGCUGUACAGAGGAAGGUGAAGCUGCUCAGCCGGUUAAUUCCCGGUUGCCGGAAACAACCGUUGCCUGUGGUUUUGGAAGAAACCACCGAUUAUAUUGUUGCCAUGGAGAUGCAGAUUCGAGCUUUGAAUGCAUUGAUUUCCGCCGUUGCGCCGCCACAUCCUCCACCGCCGGAGACAGGUCAUGAUGGGGAUGAAACACACAUGCUCUAUUAGCUUGGCCCAACUGUCCUUUUCUGAUUUUUUAAAAACAUUUAUUUUUGUUAUUUCAUCAUAGUUUUUUUUCUUUGCUAUUUUAUUAUUAUGAGUUUUAUGUAUGUAAUGAUUCAACAUUCUAAUAUGUAUAUCCAUCCUUUUUUCUUGAAUCACUCUGGAAACAAAACACAAGAAUGGUGAGAAGCGAUGUUCUUGAAUAUUAAAUGGAAGAAUUUGUAAUGUUUGUGCUGA
Molecule: messenger RNA, 1071 nt
Organism: Camelina sativa (false flax)
Lineage: Eukaryota; Viridiplantae; Streptophyta; Magnoliopsida; Brassicales; Brassicaceae
Product: transcription factor bHLH147
Biological process (GO): regulation of DNA-templated transcription
Source: RefSeq, a predicted model, not a curated record